GACGCUUAAAAGACUUAAUCUACUGAUCACUAGCUUUGAAUUGAUGUUGUACACUUGGUUGUUAUUGAGACAGGAAACGCGUUUAAAAUGGAAAGGGCUCGAAUAGAAAGAAAAAGUAUGAUAGGGAAAGGAUACGCUAAUUAUCCCUACAUAGUUUUGCUCCAGUAUUUUUCUCAUCCUCGCUCUCCCUUUCUCUUCUAUAUUUCUUCAUUUUAUCUCUGGAUACGACUUAUCUUCUUAUUGAUGCCUAGGUUUGCCUUUCUGGAAAGCAUGUUUCCAACAACCGCCGCCUCUAUGGGCUAUCCAAACACGAGGAGCAGUAGAAGCAGAAGUACAACAACAAUAGCAACAGCUUCUACGGUUCUUUUGAGUGAUAGUAACAGUGAGAACACUGCCACUGCUGCUGAUAGUUCGUAUUCUUCAACAGCUACUCAAGAAAUCGACGUCAAUGAUCCAAAAGCGGUACUUGUCAGUAACCAGCAGGAAGAAGAGAAAAUAAAGGAAACGGCAUUGCCGAAACACCAGUUAUUUUUACUGUCCAUUGUUUUGGUUUGUGAACCCAUCACAGCAUCUAUUUUGUUUCCUUUCAUAUACUUUAUGUUGCGAGAUUUCCGUUUAUCAGAUGAUGAAAAGGAAAUUGGUUCUUAUGCUGGAUGGAUCACCUCCAUGUUCUUUGUAGCUCAAUUUUGCACAUCUUUACUGUGGGGCAAACUUUCUGAUCGAUUUGGUAGACGACCUGUCUUAUUGAUUGGACUCAUGGGAAAUACCAUCUGUUCAUGUUUAUUCGGCCUGAGCAAGAAUUUGAUAUGGGCAAUCUCAUCACGUACUCUGUGUGGAAUCAUGAAUGGAAAUAUGGGUGUGGCUAGAACAGCUGUUACAGAAAUCACGGAUGAAACGAAUCGAACGAAAGCGUUCUCACUGUUUGGUUUGUGCUAUGGAUUAGGAUUGAUAGGUGGUUAUUUGAGCAACCCUGUGGAUCAUUUCCCAAAUAUGUUUGGUCAUAACCAAUUCCUCAAGAAUUAUCCGUAUUUCCUGCCAUGCUUUGCAGCAGCAAGUAUCUCGUUUGUGGGACUUCUCGUCUGCUACAAGUACUUGAACGAAAGCAGCCCUUAUGUUUUAGCAAACAAUGAAUGCCAACAGCGAACGGAACGAGUAUUGGCUGCAACCGAGACAACGCCCUUGUUGAAUCAGAAGCUGAGCUUUACAAAAAGUCAAACAGCUUCUUCUGGCUCACUUAAAAAUGUACCCAGAGCAUCUUAUAUCACUAUUCUUGGAUUCACCGUCUUUACCUUUCAUACUUUACUCUUUGACGAAGUGUUACCACUUUAUUUUACAGCACCUUUUUCUGCUGGUGGAUUAGGCUUAACGACGCGAGAAUUUGCUAGUAUACUGACCAGCUUUGGCAUAUUACAACUUGUCUUUUUGUCAUUCAUUUAUCCGAGGUUAGCCAAAUACUUUAAUACGCUGAUGCUGUGUCGUCUGGCAUGUGUUUUACUGGUGAUAGCGUAUAUGCUUUUUCCAGACUUGACCUUUAUAAGGAAACUAUCUGCUGUCAUUAAAGAGCCAUUCACCAGCAACAACAAUGAUGAAUCGUGGUUGUUUACUGCGUCCUAUGCUAGCUUGUUGACAGUUCGCUUUAUAGCACAUAUAACUAUUCACACUACUUUCAGUAUAAUGGUGAGCAUAUCAGCGCCUCCAGAGUUGAUCGGUGUAGUUAAUGGGGUCGUAUCAUCUGCAUUGUCCUUAGGUCGAGCAAUCAGUCCGACUUUUGGUGGUAUGGUAUGGUCUUAUUCUUUACAGAAAGGCCAGGGAUACCCAUUUGAUCAUCAUCUUGUCUAUUAUAUCAUUGCCGGAAUGGCGUUGUUUAACGUUAUACACAGUUACUAUAUUCCCGCGUCACUAGCAUUAGGGGGCCAACGACGUCAAAAAUCAACGUCAAAUCUGAUUUGAUUUGCUCCACAUAAUAAAGACAAGUCCAAACAAAUUCUUUCUUCUAUUCGAUCUGACUUCCACACAAAGUGUGUGUAUUAAAAUAUAUUCGAUAUCAAC
Messenger RNA from Mycotypha africana, 2049 nucleotides. Its product is annotated as major facilitator superfamily domain-containing protein. Bases 88 to 1950 code for a protein of 620 amino acids. The record is from RefSeq and is a predicted model, not a curated record. Gene Ontology annotation, biological process: transmembrane transport. The transcript is spliced from 8 exons. Lineage: Eukaryota; Fungi; Mucoromycota; Mucoromycetes; Mucorales; Mycotyphaceae. Gene Ontology annotation, molecular function: transmembrane transporter activity.